AUGGUUUCUCAGAUUGGCAUCAGUGACGGCAGACCUCAGAUCGAGCCUUCCACAUUCAAGUUGCCCGCUUUUUUGAAUGAAAUCAUACUUUCGAGUGCGUAAUUAAGUAGUUUGAUUAAUGAUUGCGUCAGUCUGAUUGAAUUUUUGUUCGGGAAAACCGGGUUUACGGUAAUUUUUUGCAAGGAAGUGUGAUUCGGGUGAUGAAAUUAUCUUUAAAACUAAGAUUACUGUAGUCGAAAACUGACAGUCAGUAAUUUGGUAGGAGUACAAUCAGAUUGUCGAAUUCUCUAAAAUAGUUAUUCAUGAUUUCAGCUAGUUACGCCAAAGAUGUGGAAUCAGAAUACAAGCAAACAAAGAGUUACGAUCAGCCCCACACAUCGACGGCAUCCCAUUCCAUCCUCCCUCCAGUUCCGCUUCAACCAUGUUUCCCCAUUUAUUUGGGACAGCCAUUGCAGAGAUUGACUGUCGACGCCAUGAAGGAAUAUCUCUUAAAUCCGGAUGAACUGGACUGUGUCGUCAAAAUUUUCCAUGCUAAAGUAGCUCAGAAGUCGUAUGGGAAUGAGAAGAGGUAGAUGAUACAAGUUGUAAUAUAUAGUAAUGUCGUGCUUUCAGAUUCUUUUGUCCCCCUCCCUCAGUUUACUUGUCGGGUGCUGGAUGGGAAAGAAAAAGGAAAGUCUUUGAACGGGUGGUUGAGAGUUACAAUGGAUAUGAUACUAGAUGUACAUCACUGGUUGCAAAGAUCGGAAUAAUGGGAUCAAAGUUCUCGGAACCCCAGACACUGGACUUCUCAAAUGGAAAGGUAGGGAUUAUCAUAUACAAAAUCUUUUUUGAUAGUUUUAUUGUCUUAUUUUUUUUGUUUUAGGAAUUCUGCCCUGCCAAAAGUCUCUAUGUGAGCGAUCAGGAUAAGCGGAAGUUCUUCCACCUCCAAGUGCAUGUCAGUUUUAACUGCAGUCACAAUAUUGGAUCUUUCAUUUCGGACCGGAUUAAAGUGAUCUCCAAGCCCUCCAAGAAGAAGCAGACUGUGAAAGGGAAUGAUUGUAAUUACUUAUGCAUCAACAGUGGAGGGAAAGUGGCUCUUUUCAACCGACUUCGAUCUCAGACAAUCUCCACCAGGUAUCUUCAUGUUGAGAAUGGAAGUUUCCAUGCCAGUCCAGCCAAAUGGGGAGCAUUCAAAAUACACCUGAGUAAGUGGUCUUAUUAUUUAUCAACGUUUUUGUUUUAUGAGUGUGUGGAAGGGCGGGAAAUGUGGCCUUUAUUCUCAUUACGUAAUCAUGUCCUUUUAAGUUGAUGAAGAUACCGCCGACGACGCCGUUACUUUUGACCACCGGACUGGUUUUGUAUACUACGGUAAUGCCAUUAAGUUGGUCGAUAGCUGUUCUGAUCUGUCUUUGCCAAAAAUGCGGAUUAGAAAAUGUGACAAGAACAAUGUGAUAUUGGAUCAAGAAUCUUUUGAUGAGCCUGUCAGUCAGCUUCAUCGGGUCGCGUUCCAGAUAUUGGAUGCCCCAAAUUCAAAUGUCUACUUAGCUUUGAAUGGUGAUAAUAUCUUCCAGCAUGCGGUAAGCCAGUUUUGAUAAGUAGCGGACGUUUCAUUUUCCAGGCGGAUGUUAAUGAACAAGGCCAACAUUUGGUCAGUGAGGGCGCGGCUUGGACAAUCAUAUCGGCCGAAAAGAAUGAAUUUAGAUUCUACGAAGCAAUGGGAAGUUCUAGUUUUCCAGUGGCCCCGAUCCCGAGGAUUGAGACCAUGCAGAUUCAGCAGAAGCCUGGUGACGACGCCCGCGGGGUUCGAGGCCAUUCCUAUAUGGUUAUGCGAGGCCGCGACCUCCAUCCCAAGGUCAAAGUGUGGUUUGGGACGAUUGAAGCAAACACAAAUUUUGUGUAAGUUGGGAGCAUAUUGCAUCAUCUUCUUCGUCGAUGAUAUUGUUAUCUACUUUUUUUCAGAAGUAAUGAAUCUCUGGAAGUUGAGAUCCCUUCAAAAGAAGAAGUCUUUGCUGAUCUUCCUUUCUUGGCCAAGUUGUUUUAUGAGGAUGGUCAACUAGUACUGCCGGUGUGCCUGGUGAGAGAAGAUGGCGUAAUCUACUACAACGACUGUUCUUUCUCUUACUUCAUGAACGAAUCGGUUGUCGGAGAGGUGUGUGGAGAGGGUGUGAUAUCUUCUCCUUCCUCCUCUCACUCCUUGAACUCUUUCCUCCGGUCUACCCAAUAUCAAAGUGGUGUAAUUGACGAACGCGAAUCAGCCUACAAACGUCUUCGGUAUGAGGAUUAA
Molecule: messenger RNA, 2263 nt
Organism: Bursaphelenchus xylophilus (pine wood nematode)
Lineage: Eukaryota; Metazoa; Nematoda; Chromadorea; Rhabditida; Aphelenchoididae
Source: the annotation of a GenBank genome assembly